UUAGUGGCUUCCUACCUCUCACUUGACUUUAGAGUCGCCUAUCGGUCCGUUUGCGUGAACCACCGUGUUCUGGUAACCUGGACCCUGAGCAAAAACAGGUUAAAUAGCGUGCAGAGAUGGAUAUUCUUACCGUGCUGCCGCCCAGCUUUGGAUAUGUCAUAUUUAUUUACCUCUACAGUUGGCUUAUGUUGGGGUAUCUAGCAGUCAAGGUCGGGGCUGCGAGGAAGAAGUACGAUGUUAAGUAUCCCACUAUGUACAGUGACAAGGAGCAAGUGUUCAACUGUAUCCAGAGAGCACAUCAGAACACCCUAGAGGUGUACCCUCAGUGGCUCGUUUUCCAGACCAUUGCAGCGCUUGUCUACCCGUUGUCAGCAUCUGUGCUGGGGGCUAUUUGGGUGACCAGCAGGCUGUCCUAUGCCUGGGGGUACUACACAGGAGAUCCAUCCAAGAGGAUGAAUGGUGUCUAUGGCUACAUUGGAUACUUUGGAGUCAUCAUUCUGUCCCUGUCUGUAGCUUUGCAAUUGCUUGGUGUCUUUUAAAACGAUUCUCAUAUUUUAGUUGCUCAUCUGACUCAAGAGUUUGCUCAUUUACACUGGCUUGCAGGACAUUUUUAAAUGUAUCAGCAAUAAAGUAGCUGUAAGAUUCUUUAAAUGUUUAUUUCAAAUUACGAUGCCAAACAUUUUUAUGGACCACUAACUUUAUACUUGAUAACUUUUUAUUCCAGUAUUUGUUGUGAAUGUUUACUCCAUGUAAUCACUGACAAUAAAGUAGAUGCUGAUGCUUCGGCCUCAAAUAUGUUCUCUGUAGCCCUGUUCCCCGCAGUUGAAAGCUUUGCAGUGCGUGAAUAAUAAAGGGGUUAGCAGCGGCCAUAAAGGCCCCAUGUGACACACACGUGAUGUCCCAACCAAGCACAAACCUCCCGUUAGAUGGAGGAUACGGCAAAUGACCCUGAGAAGAUCUA
Messenger RNA from Xiphias gladius (swordfish), 961 nucleotides. It is a transcript of the gene mgst3b, whose product is annotated as microsomal glutathione S-transferase 3b. Bases 117 to 539 code for a protein of 140 amino acids. Lineage: Eukaryota; Metazoa; Chordata; Actinopteri; Istiophoriformes; Xiphiidae. The record is from RefSeq and is a predicted model, not a curated record. The transcript is spliced from 4 exons. Gene Ontology annotation, cellular component: endoplasmic reticulum; membrane; nuclear envelope. Gene Ontology annotation, molecular function: glutathione peroxidase activity; glutathione transferase activity.